Lachancea sp. 'fantastica' is the source of this 1422-nucleotide messenger RNA. The record is from the annotation of a GenBank genome assembly. Lineage: Eukaryota; Fungi; Ascomycota; Saccharomycetes; Saccharomycetales; Saccharomycetaceae.
AUGACUGUGUCUGCCUCUCCAGCUCCUCUACCUUCCUACAACUUCCAAGCUACCGUCGACUCUACCGGGUUGCAAGUGGUCGGUGGUAAAGGUGUAUACAUCGAUGUCGAGAAAGACGGCCAAGUUCACAGCGGAGUUCUGGACGGUAUCACCGGUGCAGCCGUGGGUGCUCUAGGCUGGGGCAACGAAGAAGUGCAAGAUAUCAUGGGCGAAGCCGCCAAGGGCGCAGUGUACUCGUUCGCUCCAUUGAUGUCCAACAAGGCGUCCGAAGAAUUGUCCAAAUUCUACAUCGACAACUCUCCAAAAGGCGCCUUUGCUGCAGCGCUAUGGGUUUGCUCGGGCUCUGAGAGUAACGAAAACGCUUUGAGAAUUAUCAGACAGUACUGGCUCGAGCGCAACCUUCCAAAGAAGGUCAAGCUCAUCAGCAGAGACAACUCGUACCACGGUUACACGCUAGGAGCACAAUCGAUCUCUUGGAACUCCAAAGUCUUGCCUUUCGAGCCAUACCUCAUGAACCGUGAAAAGUACAACAUCAAGAUCAGCAGCGCUUACGCUUACCGUAACCAGAAGCACGGCGAAACCGAAGAGGCCUACGCCGAGCGUCUACUCAAAGAGUUGGAAGACAAAAUCUUGGCCAACGACCCAGACACCAUCGCCUCCGUCACUGUUGAGACUCUACCAGGCUCCUCUUUGGGUACGUGCCCUCCACCAAAGGGCUACUUGCCAGGUAUCAGAAAGCUGUGCAACAAGUACGACUUGAUCUUCCACUUGGAUGAAGUUAUGUGCGGUACCGGGAGAUCCAACCCCAACGGCAGAUUGAACUGCUGGGAAAACUACUUGGAUGACAGCGAGGCUCCCGACAUCCAGACUGUGGGUAAGACUUUGGGUUCUGGCUACGUGUCCAUUGCCGGAGUUUUGGUGGGCCCCAAGAUCGUUGACACCGUCCGCAACGGUUCCAACAGCAUCUUCGGUGGUAACACCUACUCUUCGCACGCUUUCAACUGUGCUUCUGCCCUCGGCAUCCAGAAGAAAAUUCUAGGCAAGGGUUUGACCAAGAACAUGUUCAAGAUGGGUAACCUAAUGGGUCAGAAGCUCAAGGACGCUUUGUUGACAAAAGACAACAUUGCUGGUGACGUUAGAGGCAUUGGUGGUUUCUGGUCCAUCGAGUUUGUCAAGGACAGAGCUACCAAAGAAACAUUCGACUCUAACUUGGAAAUCGGCUACCGUUUCAAAUCUAUCUGUUUCGACAACAAGCUGAGCGUCAUGGGAUUCCCAGGUAACGCGGACGGCAGCUGUGGUGACCGUGCCUUGCUUGCUCCUUCCUUCAUCAUUGACGAAGCCUUCGUCGACGAGUUGGUCGAGAAGAUUGUCAAAUCUGUUGACCAGUUGACCAAGGAGUUGCACGCCGAGGGUUUAUUCUGA